Molecule: messenger RNA, 467 nt
Organism: Guillardia theta CCMP2712
Lineage: Eukaryota; Cryptophyceae; Pyrenomonadales; Geminigeraceae
Exons: 2
Molecular function (GO): protein binding
Source: RefSeq, a predicted model, not a curated record
GGUCUGGAGCUGAAAGAAGAUAUCUUUCACCUAGCUGAUGGCAGGCAAGAAAGAAGAGUUACCGUUGAGUCCAUGAUCCUGGGAAUGUCGGCGAGCAAUUCAAAUGUGAUUCAGAAAGGCGACGAGCUCUUGCAGGUCAACGGUCAGAACGUGGAUGACCUGCCGUUCCCAGCCAUUCGUGAAAGUGUGUGCGGUCAGAGAGGCUCGUUGGUGAGCUUUCGGUUCAGACGAUUCCAGGAAUCCGCCAACUCCUCGUCACCCUCGAAAGACUUCCAGGUGGUGCUCAAACGAGGGUCGUGGGGAGCUGAACAUGCGGUCGUCAGUCCUGAGGAUCAAGAUCUACUUGAUGUGAGGUCUUGGCCUCGGAAAGAUUCAAUGAAUCUGCAGAAAUAGUUGACCAUGAAACUGCAGGCCUGCAAACGAGACAAUGAAGCUUUGAAAGUUUAAUUAAAGAAAGAAAUUACAUU